Molecule: messenger RNA, 2159 nt
Organism: Linepithema humile (Argentine ant)
Lineage: Eukaryota; Metazoa; Arthropoda; Insecta; Hymenoptera; Formicidae
Gene: PIG-V
Product: phosphatidylinositol glycan anchor biosynthesis class V
Biological process (GO): GPI anchor biosynthetic process
Cellular component (GO): mannosyltransferase complex; endoplasmic reticulum membrane
Molecular function (GO): GPI mannosyltransferase activity; alpha-1,6-mannosyltransferase activity
Source: RefSeq, a predicted model, not a curated record
UUGAUGUCACUAGUGUACACUAGUGCAGAAAAUUCGGCAAUAAAAAACAAAUCUUUAAUUUCAUGCAUUGGAUUAUUCGAUUCCAAAGGAUUAAAUUAUUAUUUAUGUUUUUGUAAUUGAUUGUAGUAUCAAAGAAUGAGAGUGAUUUGUGAUCGACAUAGAUGAUGAAUCUAACAAAAUCGCGAUUCUGAAGAGGCUAUGAAGUAGCCUACAGUAAUCUGGUAAUAUGUUUCACUGUCCACUCUCGAACAGAAUUGCGAUAUGCCAAGAAUAUCGUUUGUGCAAGUGGCUUGAUUCAACUACUUCCUCUUCGUGCGACGAUAAUAUGUACAGGAAACCAAAAUUGUGAAUCACUGAAUAUAAUUAGAUCAUAAGCGAGAUAUUCGCAAAGUUAUCCUACAAUUUUUCACGACUGAAUAGAUAUAAGUGUUCUACGAUUAUAUCAUAGAAAUUUAGCGGAUUCGAGCCGGUAACAAAUGUACUCGCCAAGAGAAAAAGUUUUUUGGUUCGCAAUUACCAGCAGAAUCGCCAUAUUGUUAUUGCAACUUGUUUCUAACGCAUCAAUUCCAGAUCAUGAUGCAGAUGCGUUCAAAAGACCUUUGAAUUUUGCGGAGAAAGCUUCGCAGUGGGAUCAAAUAGUUCAUUUUUUAUUUAGUGGCCUUACGCGUUGGGAUGGAGAAUACUUUUUACAUAUCGCGAGAGAAGGAUACACGUACGAGAAUACUAUCGCUUUUUACCCGGUGUAUCCACUUAUUAUUCGCACUGUCGCCGUUACUUUGAAGCUAAUAAUUCCUGAAUUCUUUUUAAACAGAGAAAGCACGCUGAUGAUCGCUGCGAUGUUAAUUAAUUUCGUAUGUUUUGUAAAAGCGGCUGUUACUUUGUACGAUCUGACUGAAUACGUAUUUUCGAAUACUGUAACAGCGUAUAAAGCAGCGAUACUUUAUUGCGUAAAUCCAGCCAGCAUAUUUUUCUCAGCUGUUUAUUCGGAGUCCAUGUUUGCGUAUUUAACAUUUUACACCAUGCUCGCGAGCAUCAAGUGUGCGCCUACCAUUUAUAUUCCACUGGCUUUGUCGAUUGGAGUGAGAUCCAACGGUAUUAUUAAUCUUGGCUUUCCAGUGUAUUUCGGACUUAAAGAUUCUGCGUCAAAACGAAUAAAUAAUUAUCAACAAAACUAUGGUAUAUUAUCAAUCUUGUGGCAUAUUUUAAAACUAAUUACGUUAAAGAACUUCUUCGUCAUAUUAAUCGCGAUAAUCGUAUCACUAUUUCAAUUCGCCCUUAUACAAGUAUACAAUUAUAUGAAAUUUUGUAUUGCUACGUUCAACAAAUCACCAUUGCCGGAAUAUGUUUUACGAUAUGCCACGGAAAAUGAUCUAGUCCUAGCAGGUUCGAUACACUCAGCAUGGUGCAAUGACAGUCUGCCUCUUGCAUAUCCAUAUGUGCAAAAAACAUACUGGAAUAUUGGAUUUUUUAAGUAUUACCAAUUCAAACAGAUACCAAAUUUUAUUUUAGCCCUCCCGAUAUUGUACAUUAUGUUGCGGUGUAUAAAAGAAUUUGCUUGUGAAUAUAAGAAUGAAUUGUGUCUAUUAGGAUUAUUUGAAAAUAAUGAAACAGCAAGCAAAAGUAAAAUAAAGAAAUACCCAUUAAAUAUGUUUUCCUUUGUAGCGCAUGGGUUAUUUCUAACUUUGUUUUGCUUAUUUUUCAUGCACAUUCAAGUCAGCACACGUUUUUUAGCUUCUGCAAGUCCUUUGAUAUAUUGGCAUUGUGCUUUGAUUAUGUCUCAUAAAUAUAGCGAUCAACUUCAUUUAUAUGAAAGCGAACAGAAUGUGCACUCCAAGUGGAAAGUAUUUUUCUUAUCGCAAGAACAAUAUACGUUACAAGAUAAGCUUGUAUUAUUUUAUUUUAUAGGAUAUACAAUUGUAGGAUGUUUCAUGUUUCCAAAUUUCCUGCCUUGGACUUAAUAUAUUACAUUCUGUAAAUAUGUAUGUGCCUUUUUUAUUAAAAAUAUUUUUUGGACACAUUCAUACUACAUCUAUUUAUUAAACUUCUUGUAAAUAAAGAAUGGAUAUACUUAAAGACUUGUAAAUAGAAUAAAAUAUUAAUUUUAUUUUUAGGUAUGUUAAAAAUAUACGAACGGAGUUCCUACAAACAGUUAUAUGUGU